AUGCUCUGGCGACAGCUGCGCCUGCUGCUCUGGAAGAGCGUCUACCUGUACAAGCUGCGCCGAAACUGGACGAUCACGGCGCUGGAGGUGCUGACGCCGCUGCUGCUGACGCUCGUGCAAACGUAUCUGCACUGCAACCGCGACCAGCCCUCGUCGACGGGACAGUCCACUCCGGGCCCUCUGUCGCGUCUCCUGGUCGGCGACACGGAGGCCGAGGAAGUGGUCACACCGUCCUUCUACUUCCCCUCCACCAUCGCCUUCGUGCCGGCUCCAGCAGCAGCAGCAGGGAAUGUCUCCGGCGAACAAGUGCUGCGCCACGCGUUCCCGCGUGCGAAGCUCGAAGAGUUCGCUGACGAGCCUGCGAUGGUGGCCAACCUGAGUGCGCGCACCAACGCUUUGGGGCUGGCCAACAACUACGGCGUGGUGUUCGAGCAGGCCGAGCGAGGCGUGCUCAGCUACACGCUGCGCUUUCCUUCCUGGCAGGAAUUCUACACCCGACAGACGAUGCGGCCAGGAGGCGUCACCCUCCGGCCGCCAUUUUGGCUCUCGGGUAUUUUGCUACCGAUGAUGUCGAGGCUGAACAUGGCCGUUGCGCAGAUGGUGUCGCCCAUCGCGGGUGGCGCGCAGCUGCCGCCGGUCUACUUUCAGACGCGGCGGUUUCCGUCGCCGAAGGGCUUCGACAGCUCCAAAAGCGCACGCAAGAUCACGGACGUGAGCGUCAUCUACGGCUUCAUCGUCCUGGCACCCGUUGCCGUCAAGCGCAUUGCGGAGGAGAAGUCAGUCGGAAUGAAGGAGCUACUGCGCAUCGCUGGGAUCUCCGACGCGGUGUACUGGCUGUCCGCUUUCCUGAGCGGCAUGACGGUGAUGUCGCUGGAGACGCUGCUCAUCACCGUGUUCCUGAAACUUCCCAUCUUCUGCGAGCCGUCACUACUGCCUCAUAGUGAUUUCAGCCUUGUGCUGUUCAUGCUUCUGUUGUACGCUGUAUACUGCGACCUGUUCUGCCUGCUGAUAAGCUGCGUCGUCAAGACCCCGGUGUAUGCUGUGUUCGCCACCGUGUGCCUCUGGAUGCUGACGUACGAGGUGCCCAUCUUCUUCAUGGACGUGCCCGGUUCCGUCGAGUACGCGGACCUAUCGCUCGGCCAGAAAGUCGUCACAUCCAUAUUUCCUAAUAUGGCCCUGCACUGGAUUAUCCGCAUCAUCAGCGCGCACGAGGAAAACAACCAGGGGGCUCGCUGGAGCAACCUUAAUAUGACCGGCUCGUUGUAUGACAACAUAACCCUGACGGUGAUGAUGUGUGUCGUCCUGAGCUACUGCGUGUUCUACGCCAUCCUGGUCUGGUACCUGGACAACGUGUGGCCGUGGCAGUACGGCAUCCCCAAGGAGCCCUUCUUUUUCGCCAAAAUGAGCUACUGGUACCCCAAAGCGCCCAAAAAUUUGCAGCAUCAGAGGAAGGAUGCCACGGACGCUAGCAUUCCGCUUGAGAGCGUCGGAGACCGGGACAAUCCUGGCAUAGUGCUGGACAACGUCACGAAGAUAUACCAGAACAGAACUGUGGCCCUCCGUCGCGUCAGCCUCAAGGCGUACCCUGGCGAUGUCACCGUACUUCUAGGCCGCAACGGUGCGGGCAAGACGACUCUACUGCGGCUCAUUACGGGUCUCGAGCAGGCGUCCGCCGGCAGCGUCUACGUGGCCGGCCACAAUGUGGCGCUAAACACGGACGCGGCGCGCCGCUCCAUGGGCUUCUGUCCGCAGGAGAACAUCCUCUUCCUCGGCCUCACCGUCCUCGAGCACCUGCAGUUCUUCGCCAGGAUCCGUAGUGACAACUGGGUGACGACGAACAAGGCCAUCGAGGAGAUCCUCGUGGCGUUCAACCUAUCCGAGAAGCGCGACACCCUCGCCAGCUCGCUUUCUUGGGGCACGAGGCGAAAGCUUCAACUCGGUGUCGCCGUUGUCGGCAACCCUCAGAUCGUCGUGCUCGACGAACCGACGGCUGGUGCCGACCCCGAGUGCAAGGGGGCUCUGUGGGAGUGCGUCCUGCGGUUCCACGAGGACAAGACCAUGCUGCUGACCACACACAGUAUGGAGGAGGCCGACACGCUCGGAGACCGAAUCGCCGUAUUGGCCGCCGGCAGGUUACGCUGCUGUGGCUCCUCGCUCUUCCUGCGCAACACUUAUGGUACGGGAUACUGGAUCCGCGUGACUUUGGAAGAAGGCAUCGUCUCCGAUGAGCUUACUGAAUUGACCCGCAUCUUUCAAAAGCACGUACCCGAAGCCUGCAUUGAAGAUGGCGAAUAUAAGGCACCGCUUAAUUACCUUCAUCGUGGUGGAACGCAGAAUAUCAAUGUUGGAGACAUCCGCGCCGAUACCCUCAUCGAGCUGCUGAAGGAGCUGGAAGAAAUGCGGCAAGGGCGUUCGUUGCAAUGGCUGUCGGUCUACGUGGCAGCUCUCGAAGAUGUGUUGAGGCAGGUGGAGCAUGAUGCGGACCAUAUUAAGGCCUCACAGCAGCCGCAGCAGGCACCGAACGUUGAAGUAGUGCGACGAGAGCCGACGGUAGGCUGCCCUGCCACCGCAGUCGAGGCGAACUUUUCCUCGAGCGGCGAUGUGCGACCCCGCCUGAGACAGCAGCUGGCCGCACUGGUCACCAAGAAGCUGCAGUACAGUCGCCGCGACUUCAGGCUGCCCACGCUGAUGCUGCUCUUGCCGCUUUCGGUCCUGCUGCUGUUCGUCUUUAUCAACCAGACGCACAUAUCUCGGAAGCUCAGCUACUCCGGGCCCGUCGAGUACUCGCUGCUGAAAAUGUUCGGCCACACCGUCGCGUUUUACACCGCUGACGAGUCAACCAAAAGCGGACCUGCUAAGGAAUACGAAAAGUACCUAUCUCAGGAGCAAAGUGCCGAAGUGCGCGACCUUGGCAAAGACGAUCCAUACCCGUGGCUGCAGAACUUGGCGCUGAGCAACUACCGCCGAUACCGCUCGCAGUAUAUCAUCGGCGCUCAGUUCAGGUCCAUCAACAACCUGUCGGGCGUGCCAGAGAGCGCCAUCGUGCCGGGAAGCCAGAUAGAAGGCAACGAGACGGCUUUCGAGGUGACGGCGUGGCACAGCGGUUACUCGCCCCACUCGUCGGCCGUGUCCAUCGUUGCGGCGUCGCGAGCCUUCCUUCCCGGUUGGCGGCUGCGCGUGGUCAACCACCCGCUGCCCAAGGAGAAUCCGAGACCGGAGCCGGACCCCACCAUAGUGCUCGUAACGCGCUUGAUGUGCGCCGUCUUCGCGCCCGUCGGGCUGGCUUUCCUCGGCGCCACAUACGUCCUCUUCCCCGUACAGGAGCGCGUGCGCAACGUGAAGCUGCUCCAGCUGCAGUGCGGUGCCAGCUCAGCCGCGUUCUGGGGCUCGGCGUUCGCCGUUGACCUGGCGUUGCACGCGCUCUGCUCGAUGGUGCUCCUGAGCCCGUUUAUGAUGUUGGACAGACACCAGGUGUACUCGGACGCCUCCACAAUUGGUUCCCUCUAUGCCUUGAUGGUGAGCUACGGAUGCGCGUCGAUUCCUCUCGCGUACGUCGUCUCGCUGAUCUGCGACCAACCGUCGACGGGAUACGUGACUAUCGCAAGCAUCAGCAUUGUCGCGGGCAUGAUUCUGAACGUGAGCAUGUCGCUGCUAUAUUUACUGCCGGCACUGCUGGAGCCAACGAACAACGAAACGAGGGACACUACGGGACUAGACACAGCCCUGUGGGUCUUCAGAGGUAUACCCAGCUUCUCCCUCGCCUGGGGCAUCUCUAACUGCCUCCAAAUUUCGCAAGAAAGUGUUAUGUGUCGCUACAUGUCAACUUUUGACCGUCUCCUCUUCUGCCAGGACUUCGGCCUUGAUAAAAUUCCGGAUCAUCUAAAUCGGUUCAUUGAGUGCUGUCCGGAGAAGUGCCACGACUGCAUCAUGUCCAAGGGCUGCCUCACGUGGGACAAAAUGAGCGCCGGCCGCGACGUCUGCCUCAUGCUGCUGGUGGGCGUGGCCUUCCUCUCGCUCGUCACGCUCAUCGACUCCGGCCUCGUGGGGAGCCUCGCUACGCGCAUGCGGGCUCGCCAAGCCGCGGUCGCGGCCGGGGUUGGGGAGCACCGCAGCGUCCAGGAAGAGCGCGAUCGCGUCGAACAGAUCGUCGCCCAAGGACGCCGCACGGAGACGAAUGGCCCCCUUGCGACAAAGGUGGUCUUGUGCGUGGACAAGCUGCGAAAGAGCUACCGCAGCGUCGAGGCCGUGAGCGGCCUCUCGUUCACGCUGAACAGCCACGAGUGCUUCGGCCUUCUCGGCAUGAACGGCGCCGGCAAGACGACCACGUUCCGCAUGCUGGCCGGAGACUUGGUUCCCACGGCGGGCAACGCCUACAUCGGCGACGCAGAUCUUGCCACCAGCAGGAGAAAGCACACGAGUAGUUACGACUCUAUUGGUGACGACGGUGUACAUUACAAACUGCGACUGUCCGUGUUCCUGCUUAACACGACGCGUGGCGCCGCGUCGUCUGCGCAGUACCAGGCGCGGAUCGGCUACUGCCCGCAGACGGACGUGGCCCUCGACCUGCUGACUGGGCGGGAGAUGCUGGCGCUCUACGGCCGACUCCGCGGCAUCCGCGAAUGCGACCUGGCUGCGGUCAUCGACCGAACGCUGCAGUUCGUCGACAUGAUGAAGCACGCUGACGUCACCACUGGGAAAUACAGCGGUGGCACGCGUCGCAAGCUGUCCCUUGCCGUGGCGUUCGUGGGCAACCCGAGCGUGGUGCUGCUGGACGAGCCAACGGCCGCCGUCGACCCGCAGGCGCGCAGGCGCAUCUGGAACAUACUCGCGGCCGUCAAGCGGAACCUCGACCUCUCGAUACUGCUCACCUCGCACUGCAUGCGGGAAUGCGAGACCCUCUGCUCUCGCGUGGCCAUUCUGCGCCAGGGACGCUUCGCGUGCCUCGGCUCCACGCAACAGCUCAAGGAGGACAUCGGCCGCGGAGCCACGAUUCUGGCGCGUUGCGCGCCACAGGAUGCAGGCUCCGUGUGCACAUCGCUGGAGAAGCGCUUCCCGGGCGCGCAGCUUCGGCGGCGCCACCAGCGCGGGGCCCUGCUUCGCUUCCACGUGAUGGCGCAGAUGUGGCACAAGCUAUUCGCUGGCAUGGAGGAGCUGCGUGCCGAAGGCCUCGUUUCCGAGUACGUGGUCAGCGACGUCAGCCUAACCGAAGUGUUCCUGCACUUCGCCCGACGAGAGGACAAGGGCAUUUCCAGUCGUGCGACGGUGUCUCCGAGCGAGGCGUCCCGUUAGACCUCGCCGCUCGCCGCUACAGCUUCGCUAUUUGUUCUCGCCCAAUAAACUCAG
Molecule: messenger RNA, 5343 nt
Organism: Dermacentor andersoni
Lineage: Eukaryota; Metazoa; Arthropoda; Arachnida; Ixodida; Ixodidae
Source: RefSeq, a predicted model, not a curated record